AUUGUCUUAUCUACUGAAGCCAGCACACUGGGGCGUAGUGCCUCCUCAUCAGUCUCAUCAGUCUCAUCAGUCUUUGCUUUCUGUUCCUCUGAAGACUGAAGACAGUUAACUUCACUACAGCUAUGGCAGAUGGACCUUAUAAAUACAUUAGGGAUGCUGAUGGCAAAGUCAGCAGGGUGAUCCGUGUUGGCACCAGAAAAAGUCAGCUGGCUCGGAUUCAGACAGACAGUGUUGUAGAGAAACUCAAGGGUUUCUACCCUGAUGUUCAUUUUGAAAUAGUGGCUAUGUCAACAACAGGAGAUAAAAUUCUUGACACAGCUUUAUCCAAAAUUGGUGAAAAGAGUCUCUUCACAAAAGAACUGGAAAAUGCUUUGGAAAAAAAUGAGGUGGAUCUGGUGGUGCACUCUUUGAAAGACUUGCCGACUGUUCUUCCUGAAGGCUUCACUAUAGGAUCUGUGCUGAAGCGAGAAAACCCCCAUGAUGCUGUUGUCCUGCACCCCAAACAUAAAGGCCAAUGUCUAGAGUCUCUAGUCAACAAGAGUGUUGUAGGUACCAGUUCUCUUCGCCGGGCCGCCCAACUAAAGAAAAGAUUUCCAAAUCUGGAGUUUAAAGACAUUAGAGGUAAUCUCAACACUCGUCUAAAGAAGCUGGAUGAAAAGGAUGACUUUUCAGCCAUCAUUUUAGCAGCAGCUGGUCUUCGGAGAAUGGGCUGGGAGAAUCGCAUCAGCCAGAUCCUUGGGCCUGAUGUCUGCAUGUAUGCAGUUGGACAGGGUGCUCUGGCAAUCGAAGUGAGAGCUCGAGACCAGGACAUCCUGGAAAUGGUGUCAGUAUUAAAUGACUCAGACACUGUGUUGAGAUGCAUGGCGGAGAGAGCCUUCCUCAAACACCUGGAAGGGGGAUGCAGUGUUCCAGUUGCUGUUUACACUGAAGUUAAGAAUUCACAGCUCUACCUGACUGGAGCGGUGUACAGUCUCGAUGGUUCAGACAGUCUGAAGGAGACCAUGCAGACAAGCAUCAGCUCUGACAGUCAGGCUGAGGAAAAGGAGAAGGUUGAUGAGAAGGUCCAGCGUGUGGGCAUCACUGCAUUAAAGGUGUCAGAGGCACCUCAGGACGCCGCAGUGAAGUUAGGAGUGGACCUCGGGAAUCUGCUGCUCAGCAAAGGGGCCAAAGAGAUACUGACUGUAGCCAGACAGCUUAAUGAUGCGCGAUAGCUAUAUAAUAGUCCAAUAUUUGUAGCUGAAGACCAACCACCCCUUCCAGAAGUAUU
Carassius carassius (crucian carp) is the source of this 1267-nucleotide messenger RNA. RefSeq names its product porphobilinogen deaminase-like. The transcript has 13 exons. Gene Ontology annotation, cellular component: cytoplasm. The record is from RefSeq and is a predicted model, not a curated record. The coding region runs from base 123 to 1211 and encodes 362 amino acids. Gene Ontology annotation, biological process: heme biosynthetic process. Gene Ontology annotation, molecular function: hydroxymethylbilane synthase activity. NCBI's taxonomy places the organism in Eukaryota, Metazoa, Chordata, Actinopteri, Cypriniformes, Cyprinidae.